This is a messenger RNA of Daphnia pulex (common water flea), 2710 nucleotides long. RefSeq lists its product as uncharacterized. NCBI's taxonomy places the organism in Eukaryota, Metazoa, Arthropoda, Branchiopoda, Diplostraca, Daphniidae. The transcript has 14 exons. Bases 1352 to 2287 code for a protein of 311 amino acids. The record is from RefSeq and is a predicted model, not a curated record.
UUAGUCUCGUUCGUAUGCAUUUGAAAAAUUUCAAUCCUUCCUCUGUUAUUUUGCAGAGGUAAUCUGUGUUUUUGCUUAGAUAAUAUAUUUAGGUAUGAGUGAUAUUGACAAAAUGGAAUUAGCUUUGGUCCUUUGUCGAGGUGAGUUAAGGCCAACUUUUAAUCGGUAUUGCUCUUCUAAUUGAGAUAUGACAGUCUAAUUCAUCCUUACCUACAUUGUCUGGGGGUGUCCUUUUAUUUUAAAGAUGUUAUGUGUUGUCUAUUUAUUGAAUCUGAUGCUUUAUCUUUAGGUUGUGCAAUUCGACUAGUGAGUUGGAUAUGAGAAAAUCACUUCAAAGAUGAAACAUCUGGUUUACUGUGUGUUGGAUCCCCGUUUUUUUUUGCUGUGACAUCCUUCAGGUUUGGAUUCCGCUUGGUCCGUUUAUAGUCUUGCUACCGUCUGUUGUUCGUGAUGCUUCGGCGUUGCACUCCUUGCAUUACUCGUUUCAUGGUGGUGGUUAAAUGGCUUAGUAUGUUGACGGUUAUGAUUCACGGUGGCAGGAGGUUCGAAUUUGUGUUGGUAUUUUGUGCUAAUAUGCUGUUUUCUGUCUUCAGGUCUUCUGCGGUGGGGAGGUUAGUGUUUCUAUUGUCAGCGGCGCAUCCCAAGAUUGCCUUGCAUUUUACGGGUGGCAUAUUCACCUGCUUAGGUUGGUUGCUACCCUGAAUCUCACUUACUCCUUUCCUCAAGUGAUGGAUGUGGACAUUUUUGAUGGAGUCGGUGUGCAGUUUUCACGUUCCCUGUUGGACGUUUUCUAAUGAUUCCUGCCAAGCUGUAGGUCGCCCCGUUACCGAACUGUUUGCGUCAAUCGGGUUUCGCUGAGGUGCGUUGUGGAUUUUUUUACUGGGCUGCUUCCCUAGGAGGCUUCGUCCGCUUUACCCCCUUGAGACCAGUAUUGCCACCGUUUGUUCGUAAUGAUAAGGAAGUUAACAAAUGACGUCACUCGCAAUAGAGCAGCUGAUUUCACAUGGUUCAAGUAAAAGUAUAUUUAGAUAAAACUAGUAAGAAAACUAGCUGCCUGGGGAGGUAGAAGAAAUCAUUGUCCACCUCUUCCUGGUAAAUUGGCCUACUAGUAUAAAAUGGUGAGAAUUGUGGAGAAUGACAUGUAAAUUCUAAAUAUAGAACUAACUAAGACAGGCAAUGUCCUUACAAUAUCCACCUCCAACAAUUCUUCCCCGUUCACCUUCACUCCGGAGUCGCUGCAGUUGGUUCUUGUACAAAUGUGUGGCCGUCCCAUCGCAAUAUCUCAGUCGUGUACUGUUCGUCGCUAAAUCGGACGUCGUCGGUAUCUUGACGUUUCUCUUGAAGACAGGAAAUGUCAAGGGCGAAUUGGUCUAAUUUUGAUUUAAUUAACCAUGUGGAUGACUUUCCGUUUCCAUGGCUUAGACUACCUGAAGAUUUGGAUCGACAACUCGAUCGCUAUUUGAUCGCCAUCAACCAGAAGAGAGAUGUCACCGGUCUUGUUUGCUUGGCGAUCGCUUUGCAGCUGAUUGAGAAUCAAGAAAAAUUCUCUUCGCUUUCCAUCCGGCCCGACUCACCUGCCCAACUGCAGUUCAAUAUUCCAGCUGUAGGCAAUGCCCCGGAGAUCACAGUUGACUUUAAUGCGUCCGCAAUUGAAGAAAUUCCAGCAGCUUAUGGUGUGGCCCGGAAGCAUUUCUAUUCCUCGGUCUUGCAAGCCUAUGCUGUCGCCUGGAAAUGGAUUGUCCAGCUGACGGCCUGCUCUCAAGUUCAUCCUUUGCAGAUCAAAGACGUGGCCAAUUACUUCAACCAGUUUCCAGAUUUCAAGAAAAUUACUUCGUUCAACGGCCAUGAAGUGGAUUGCAGCGCUGUUCUCCCGUACGUCAAAUUUUCUGCGCCCGGAAUCAAAUGGCCGCAAUCGGACCGGGCCCACAAACUUGUGGCUAAUGACGAAAUCCGUGCCAACUUUCUGAGCGAUUCUUUUUUUGUUAAACAUCACACGACCUUCUCGCCGACUGCUGAAAUUUGUCGUCAACUUAUCGACGGGCUCGGGUGUCACGUUGGCGAGUUCGAAAUCGACGCAGAAAUGAUUGAGGCUGUUGAUCAAUCGUUGGCCAACUAUUGGGACCGGUCGUUUCACGCUAAAAUUCCUGUCAAACUUCGAGCUAUGGCAGCCGCUUACGCCGAGUUCCAAGGGAGGGACUAUGCAAACUGGACAGAAGGGAAAAUGGCCUUAUCCGAAACUAAUCCCAUUUUGAUCGAUAUCUGGAAAGAUAUGUUUAAAAUUUAUUAAAAAUUUAAACUUUCCAGUGGGGAAUUGUUGACCCUUAUUGUGUUAAGCUUUUCUUUCUCUAUUUAAAGAUUCGUCAUCAUUCCAUUUCCAUUCUCCACAUCGUAAUCUUUGAGUGUAUUGUUAGACGGAUUUUUUAGAAUCUGAAAUGCAAUUUUUCUAAUGCUAAUAUUUGUAUUAGUUUUAUAUAGUUUUCCUGAAUUAUUUGUUUAAGUUUAAGACGUAGUACUACAAUUGAAUUUUGAGAAAGUCUUACGUAACGUAACUGUGCUCACUAGAUGGCCUGAUGUUUACAAUCGAUUCAACUGAAUUUUGAAUCAGCCUAUGUGGUAUGUAGCAGCCAAUGAGAAGUCUAAAGGGACUGUUUAGAGUAAUAAGAUGCUGGGCAAGAACGUUGCGCAAGAAUGUAAGAACGUUGCGGAAUCC